Messenger RNA from Anoplopoma fimbria (sablefish), 752 nucleotides. RefSeq names its product LY6/PLAUR domain containing 6 (gene lypd6). Gene Ontology annotation, biological process: positive regulation of canonical Wnt signaling pathway. The record is from RefSeq and is a predicted model, not a curated record. Lineage: Eukaryota; Metazoa; Chordata; Actinopteri; Perciformes; Anoplopomatidae. Bases 135 to 656 code for a protein of 173 amino acids. Gene Ontology annotation, molecular function: acetylcholine receptor inhibitor activity. The transcript has 5 exons.
AAUGCUUUCCAGGCUUGAAGGAGACUAUUCUUCACCGCCGCGGGAUCCUGAGCGAGUUUGACAGCUGGAACACAUCUGUUCAAGUAUUUGGUUGACCUGAGAAAGCUGCAUGUGUGAAACCAUAGCAACCAGCAAUGGAGCCCUGGCCUGCAGUGGCCUGGGUCCUACUGCUGACCGUCAUCCCAGACCUUCUGAACACCGCCCACACCAGAGACUUUUCUGAACAAGACAUCAUACACCUCCACCCCUCAACCACUCCAUUUCCUGGUGGAUUCAAGUGCUUCACCUGUGAAGAUGCACGAGACAACUUUGAGUGCAAUCGCUGGGCGCCUGAUGUGUACUGCCCUCGUGAAGCCAAAUACUGCUACACACGGCACACGAUAGAUGUGGAGGGAGACAGUGUGUCAGUGACCAAACGCUGUGUGGCCCUGGAGGACUGUCUUUCCACAGGAUGCACUGAAAUGGGCCAUGAAGGAAUCAAGGUGUGCACAGCCUGCUGUGAGGGAAACAUCUGUAACUUACCGAUGCCCUGGAACCAAACAGAAGCCAUCUUCACCACCAACUCUCCACUCAGCAGCACUCUGGGGCUUUCCCAAAGCCACACACUGACUUUGUCACUCUUCAUUGCUUCCUUCACCAUCUCAAGUGGUAUUUGAAAAGGGAACACAGCCAAGUCCAUUGAGGUAAACUGGAGUGUGGUCAAUGGACUAGUUGGAUUCUACUCUGACAGAAGGUUUAUCUUCCUAUGAUGU